Molecule: messenger RNA, 9573 nt
Organism: Pongo pygmaeus (Bornean orangutan)
Lineage: Eukaryota; Metazoa; Chordata; Mammalia; Primates; Hominidae
Gene: KCNA3
Product: potassium voltage-gated channel subfamily A member 3
Exons: 3
Coding region: 117-1844 (575 amino acids)
Biological process (GO): action potential; potassium ion transmembrane transport; protein homooligomerization
Cellular component (GO): membrane; voltage-gated potassium channel complex; axon
Molecular function (GO): protein binding; delayed rectifier potassium channel activity
Source: RefSeq, a predicted model, not a curated record
CUCGCGGCUUUGGCUGCAACAGGCGGCGGGCUCGGCUUGGGGGCGGAGGCGGCGAAAGGGCGGGGAGCGCGAGGAGGAGCGACCCGGCCCCACCGCUGCAGCCUCUUCCCCGCCGCAUGGACGAGCACCUCAGCCUUCUGCGCUCGCCGCCGCCGCCCUCAGCCCGCCACCGCGCCCACCCUCCCCAGCGCCCAGCGAGCAGCGGCGGUGCCCACACGCUGGUGAACCCCGGCUACGCGGAGCCCGCCUCAGGCCCCGAGCUGCCGCCCGACAUGACCGUGGUGCCCGGGGACCACCUGCUGGAGCCGGAGGUGGCCGAUGGUGGAGGGGCCCCGCCUCAAGGCGGCUGUGGCGGCGGCGGCUGCGACCGCUACGAGCCGCUGCCGCCCUCACUGCCGGCCGCGGGCGAGCAGGACUGCUGCGGGGAGCGCGUGGUCAUCAACAUCUCCGGGCUGCGCUUCGAGACGCAGCUGAAGACCCUUUGCCAGUUCCCCGAGACGCUGCUGGGCGACCCCAAGCGGCGCAUGAGGUACUUCGACCCGCUCCGCAACGAGUACUUCUUCGACCGCAACCGGCCAAGCUUCGACGCCAUCCUCUACUACUAUCAGUCCGGGGGCCGCAUCCGCCGGCCGGUCAACGUGCCCAUCGACAUUUUCUCCGAGGAGAUCCGCUUCUACCAGCUGGGCGAGGAGGCCAUGGAGAAGUUCCGCGAGGACGAGGGCUUCCUGCGGGAGGAGGAGCGGCCCUUGCCCCGCCGCGACUUCCAGCGCCAGGUGUGGCUGCUCUUCGAGUACCCCGAGAGCUCCGGGCCGGCCCGGGGCAUCGCCAUCGUGUCCGUGCUGGUCAUCCUCAUCUCCAUUGUCAUCUUCUGCCUGGAGACGCUGCCGGAAUUCCGCGACGAGAAGGACUACCCCGCCUCGACGUCGCAGGACUCAUUCGAAGCAGCCGGCAACAGCACGUCGGGGGCCCCGGCAGGAGCCUCCAGCUUCUCCGAUCCCUUCUUCGUGGUGGAGACGCUGUGCAUCAUUUGGUUCUCCUUCGAGCUGCUGGUGCGGUUCUUCGCUUGUCCUAGCAAAGCCACCUUCUCGCGAAACAUCAUGAACCUGAUCGACAUUGUGGCCAUCAUCCCUUAUUUUAUCACUCUGGGUACCGAGCUGGCCGAACGACAGGGCAAUGGACAGCAGGCCAUGUCUCUGGCCAUCCUGAGGGUCAUCCGCCUGGUGAGGGUCUUCCGCAUCUUCAAGCUGUCGCGCCACUCCAAGGGGCUGCAGAUCCUCGGGCAAACGCUGAAGGCGUCCAUGCGGGAGUUGGGGUUGCUCAUCUUCUUCCUCUUUAUUGGGGUCAUCCUUUUCUCCAGCGCGGUCUACUUUGCCGAGGCGGACGACCCCACUUCAGGUUUCAGCAGCAUCCCAGAUGCCUUCUGGUGGGCAGUGGUAACCAUGACAACAGUGGGUUACGGCGAUAUGCACCCAGUGACCAUAGGGGGCAAGAUUGUGGGAUCUCUCUGUGCCAUCGCCGGUGUCUUGACCAUCGCAUUGCCAGUUCCCGUGAUUGUUUCCAACUUCAAUUACUUCUACCACCGAGAGACAGAAGGGGAAGAGCAAGCCCAGUACAUGCACGUGGGAAGUUGCCAGCACCUCUCCUCUUCAGCCGAGGAGCUCCGAAAAGCAAGGAGUAACUCGACUCUGAGUAAGUCGGAGUAUAUGGUGAUCGAAGAGGGAGGUAUGAACCAUAGCGCUUUCCCCCAGACCCCUUUCAAAACGGGCAAUUCCACUGCCACCUGCACCACGAACAAUAAUCCCAACUCUUGUGUCAACAUCAAAAAGAUAUUCACCGAUGUUUAAUAUGUGAUACAAGUGACAUGCUGUGCUCAGUAUUGUGUGGAACGUGCCCCCUUGGUCUGCCUAUGCCCUUGUUUUAUACAUUUCCAGACCAUUCAUCAAGGAAAAGACCUGAAGAAGUGGAAAGCACACUUCAUUCUCCCUCUCCCUGCUGCUUCAUACUGAAACAGGUGCCUGUUUUGCAAGUGGGCUGCAUUCUCUCAGCUCUCCUUUUCCCUUACCCUCUCUCUCUUAACAUUGUAAACAACAGACUUACAUUAAACUUCAUUUCUAGUACACGCCCUAUUUAAAAAAGAGCAGUACAUCCUGGGAGGAAAUGAAACUAAAGAACAGUUAGAGUAACUGUUUAACCUCAGAAUUUUAAAGGCAGUUGUUUCUUUCCUAAGCACAUCGAUUCGUAGUAAAUGAUGCUUCAGUUUGAUGGACCUUUCAACAUUAUUUAUUGAAUAUGUAUUUCGGUUGCCUACCCUGUAGACAUGUGGAUGAAGAGUCUAACUAGAAUAAUGACUUGUAAACCCACCAUGAGUUAUUUGGUUUUUGACUUAAAUUCCUAUUUGAGUCCCCUUUCCCAGAAUUUUAAGGGUCUCUACAACUUUGAAUAAAGGGAAAUGCCCAAGAUGUCCUGAUCUGACUAAUUAGUUUAAUUCUUUCGGGCUUGCUAAGCAUUUCUAAAGCAUUAGACUAACAGAUUCCUGUGAAGUUCUGUGCAUAUGUCCCAGCCCCAACAUCUAUCAAAGUCUAGAAACAGAUGUUUUCAGUGUUGCUGAGAGAAACAAAAAAUUUCCUAAUGCAUCUGAGAGAUAAGCUUCGGCAGUAUUACAAGAAGAUUAAAGUGGCAGACGCCCCUUCCAGCGGAAGUUACUAAUUCGGACCUGACUGAUGCAGUUUCCAUAGCAACCCAUGUUUCCUGGGAAACCCGAAAAAGGUUGUCAUGGCAUCUCUUGCUCUCUAGCCCCACCUCCCAGCCCCUGCCGUUUCCACAGUAACCUUUCCAGAUGGUUCCAACUUAAAUGAUUUCAUAAGGAAAACCACUGUUUGAAUAAGCCGCACAAAAAAUAAAGUUAAGUCUGAGACUCUAAGGAGGUGAAAUGAAUCCCAAAUGCAUUUUUUAACUAUGAAAAUCAUUAUGUCAUUCCAUAAUGACUGAAUCAAGAAGGAAAAUAUGGUGUUUGGAAUGUUAGAUAUUAACCACAAUAAGGCAUGAUCUGGAUUAAAUGCCAUUUAUUAGGCAAUAAUUUUGAAAGAUGCUUCUCUACAGUUUUCUUUCUCCAAGAACUUUCAAGCCAACAAAUGAAAUUUAAAAGCAAAUGUAAAAGUGUUCUGUACAUAAGCAAAUGAGAGAUUCGAUCAGUGUGCCUGAAACCUUACUACAAGGGACCUUCAGGCUUUCUCUUUAAAAAAAAAUACAGAUCCCACAACAGCUCUGUCAUCAUCACAGCACUUGACAAGCUAAAUAAACUUCAAAUAAAUAAAGGAUGCACGUUUAAAACUGAGUGAAUUGCAGACAGUCAAUUAAAAGGAGGGACAGGAAGUAACCAGAUCUUGGGAGAACACCUGCAAGUUUCAGCCAUAUGCCAAGGGUUGCCAGAAGACAGACAGAAUCAGUUCCAAGUCCUUCCCACCUCUCAGCUGUGAAUAGAAGUGAUAAUCCUUCCCACUAAGAAAUGCAAAGAAGCACAUGUGCCCCAUAAUCUGAAGACUUAUGGAAACACUGUGAGAUAGAGAUCCCUGAAGAGCCCCCCACAUAAAGAACUGUAGAGCUGCACUGACCAGUAGGAUGCUCCAUUUUAAAUUGCCUGGAUCAAGAAUGCAGUAGCAGUUAUAUCACUGAUGGGCAGUGAUCCAUCUGCCAGCACAUAUUUUUAUUUCAGUUGACAUUAAAUAAUAUGUCUCUAACAAAUGCUUUAUAUAAAGGGAACAACUCUGAAGUUGGAGGAUUCGCUUCAUAAUGCACGCAUAUAAAAGAUAUGCGUGCAUAUCAAGAGAUGAAGAAUGCUAAAAAUAUUAAGGUAUCAUUGCAACCUUUUGACAUUUUGAUGAAAUUGAAUCAUCCAAAAACUAUAAUCAGUGCUGCAGAUAAAGAAAGCCUAAAAUUUGUUUCUAAGAAGCCAACUAUUACUGUUUUUUGUUUUUUUUUUCAAUUAAGUAGUGGACUGUGUUUAAUCAUGAGAUAUAGUCAUGUUCUGGGUUAUGUGCAACUUUAUUUGUGAAGGUGUGUUUUGUACCAAAGGCUCUCAUACAUAGAUUAGCCCAUUUACAUAUAAAUAAGUGAAGUCUACACUGUGCCCAAAUGAAUGGUGUUAAAGACAGGCUUGCCUAAAAGAAAUGUGCCUUGCUUGAUUAAACAUUCUUUUAUUUUUUAAUUCAAAAUGAUAAAUUUGCAAAUUAGCCUUAUAGGUUUUAGCUGAGCUGAACUUGACAAUGUAUUAGUACUUAUUACAUGUUUUAAUAUUCUAUCUUAAUUAAUAUUGUAACAUUUAGUUAUACUUUCAACAGUUCAUAUAUAAUAUAUUCAUUUAAUUUUGUUUUCAUGGGAUGUUUGGUGUGGUGAGACGAAGCACAUUCUUAAAGAUAUAUAUAAUAUUUCAUCUAAUGUUUAUAGCUUUUCCUUCAAAAUUAUAUAUGUAAAAGUUUCCUUAACUCAUUUUCUAUUUUUAUAUUCUUUUAGAAAUGGAACUCUUUUUCAAUUAAAAAAAAGUUUUAGUUGGAAAAGAGAUUUAGGAGGUCAUGAAGAUGGCUUCCCAUUUGGGGACAUUUCACUUCUGUGCCAUUAAUGUAUUUACUGUGACAUUUCAGCAGAAUGGUAGCUAUUUGUAUAUUAUUUCAUAAGCCUUAUGGAAAGUCAAACUGUGAAAAUUUAUUAUAUAGAACCCUUUUUUAUUUCCAUAUUUUAGUUUCAAAAUAUACCUGAACAAAUGCAUAAAUAACCAAUCCUCUGUUAUUUAAAUGUAUAACCAUGCUAUGUUAUAAUAAGAGCACUUGUAGAAUUUUAGUAACUAUAAAAAUAUUUCAGUAGCAAAGCCAAGAUUAUAAAUGUUUUGAUCCCCUACAGAAUGGAAUACAAGUGAUGAAUUGCAUUGUAUGAGAAUCAGUAACUAAAACAAUCUUAUACCUGCAGCCAAACAGAUAGAUAAAUAAGAGAUACAAUCUAGGUAACUUUCUUUGAGGCAAAGUCUACAAUGAAUGUCUCACAAUCUGCUGGUAAUUUCUUUGUGUCAAAACUUUGAGACCAGAUCACUACAGGAAAAAAUGAAAGUCUGACAGCUAUCUCAGAUUUGAGCUAUGUGAACUUUAGUCAAGAUGAUUUGUGAUUAAAGUGAAAAUAUGGCCACUGCCUUGUCUUUGUUCUACGUUAGCCCAUUUAGUACAGAUAUGGGCCUGGAGAAUAGUCAGUCAUUGCAGCAAACAUAAUCCUUAUAACUAAUUAUCACAGCCUGGGUAGCAGUAAAGUAAUGCACAUUAGCUACUGGGAUGAUUGAAACAAACUGAUCAACUGUGUUACAGGAGGUCUUAGACAUUCAGAUGUUUUAGUAAGGAUCAGUAGGUGUUACAAAAAUAGACAUAAAAACUACCUUUAUAAAACACCAAUGAAACAACUUUAUGCAUUAUAGUAUAUUUAAUAUCUGAAUUAUUAUUACAGGUUACAGUUUCAAAUAAAGACAAAACCUGCAUUUUUGUGAUAAAAGCACAGGAUGGUGUCAGAUGAGUAAACUGUCAUACUGAAUAUGAUUCACAGAAAGGAUAGUAAAAAUGCUACUGGUUUAGAUAACAGUAGACCAGAAUUUUUAUCCACUUUCUACCUGUGGCACCUUAGGUAAAUCAGUUACAUUACUAGGCUUCAGUUUGCAGGCUUGAAUUGCAAGAUGGGUGUGCUGGAUUCAAUGAUCUCCAAAGCCCUUACCAGUCCCCAAAUUCUCAUUAUACACAUUUGAGAAAUGCUUUGAAGAAAACUUAGGGCCGGGUGCGGUGGCUCACGCCUGUAAUCCCAGCACUUUCAGAGGCCAAGGCAGGUGGAUCACAAGGUCAGGAGUUCGAGACCAGCCUGGCCAACAUAGUGAAACCCCAACUCCACUAAAAAUACAAAAAUUAGCUGGGCAUGGUGGUACAUGUGUGUAGUCCCAGCUACUUGUGAGGCUGAGGCAGGAGAACCGCUUGAACCCAAGAGGUGGAGGUUGCAGUGAGCCAAGAUCAUGCCACUGCACUCCACCUUGGGCAACAGAGUGAGACUUUGUCUCAAAAAAAAAAAAAAAAGAUAGAAAACUUAAGUACCCAGAUUUUCUUAUGCAGGAAAGAAUACAUGAAGUAAGAUUUAAGCCUUGAAAGUAUCAUAAAUACAUCAUUCUUCAAAUUGAUUGUGAUGAAAGGAAAUAGGAUUCUUUCUCCUUAGAAUUUUCACUGAUCUAUAAUGGGAUCAAAAAAGUAGAAAAAUCAGUCUGCAGAAUGAAAACAGAUUAAUGAAAUAGCUAGAAAGGAGGGGAGAGCAUUUGUUUAGUUAAAUGUUAAGGUAACUUGAAAAUUAUCUAUGAAAUGCUAAAACUGUACUAGAGCCUUAUUGCACACUCAACAUUUUAAGCCUGGGAGCAGGGGAAGGUGGGAAAAGGUUGGAGUGAUAGAAUUGUUUGCCUUAUGAUCUCUUGACUCCUUUUACACAAGAAGCAGAUUGGUAGAGCUUAAGCAGGUGUCUGUGCUGUGGUGCUGGCUCUGCCAAAAACUCUCAUAUGCCCUAGAAAACUUCCUUUAACUUCUCUGAGCCCGAGUUUAUCUGUAAAGUGAAGACUUUUUAAAUUUAGUAAUCUGCAUGUCUCUUCAUCUCUGAGAAUUCUAUAAUGUUUUCAGAUUGUUAUAUGUGUACAUGAACAUGUUGCUUCCCUCUAGUCACUAAGAUGCCACAUAUUUCUACUCGAGUGACUGAACAGAUUGCAAGUCCAAAUGUUCUUGUUUCUAAUUCUAAUAAUUGACCUCAGCAAGACAUAAAAAAGUAAAAAAAAAAAGUAAUCUUACCUUUUAUUUUGACCUUGGCUUUAAAUUAUUAUGAUUUAUCAUUUCAUCUUUGAAUGCUGAGUGAAUUACCUAAACAGAAUGUCUGUUCCAGUUAAUCUUCUCUUUAAAUUUUUGUAGUUUAAUAAACAUGCAGCAAAUCAGAAGCAAGUAUAUCAUGCUUAUCGAUGAACUGUAGCAGAUUGUAAUGGUGCAUUUUUGUCACAUUAAAAAGUUAAUGUCCUUUUGGUCCCAGAAGCAAUUACUAUAAUUUAAAAUAAUGUUUUUGAAUACAAAGGAGCCCUAAUAGAGCCAUAUUGUAGUUCAUUUUGCUCAGGAGUGAGAAACAAAAUUCAGGGAUAACCCAAACAUGUCUGUUUGGCAAUAGUGGAUAGUUAGGUAAAGAAGGGUUAUAGCUUUUGCACAUCACAGGUAAGAGGCAACUAUACCUAUUGAAAAACAGCAGUAUAUUCUGGUUCCUGGUUUUAUGAUGGAAAGAUAUUAGAAUGAUACUAAAAUUUGGAUGCUUGGGAAAUUGAAUAAUAUAGAAAUAUUUUGUCAUACUGAGAUUAUUUGUCCAGAAGUUUAGUCUUAUAUCCCUUCCAUUCAGAAAAGGGGGCAGUUUUUAAAGGCCUCUGUCAUAAUAGGAAAUGUAUAUUUUGACUAGUGGAGCAAUUAGUUAAAACAUUUAAUCUGAUCAUUUUGGUUUUAUGAAUCUGAAUUUUCACUUUAGGUGUAAUUGAGUCGCUUAUGUAUUACUGUGAUCUUUGUGAGAAGUGAUUUCGUCCAUUUUUUUAAAUUUGAUGAAACUUGAUAAAUGGUGAUUCUAGCAUAUUGUGUUAAUACUGUAUCUUACAACAAUUUGUGAACUGGCCGACAUAAACAAAUCAUAGUAGUAUCUCUUCUGGUAAGUUGUUUCUAUAUGUGAUCUCUUAAUGCUGGGUUUGGGGGUGGGGAUGGGGUUAAGUAUUUAGUUUACUUUAAACUGUCAAAGUGUUUUUCUUAAAUGCCGUAAAAUUGUAUGACUAUAAGCCAAAUAAGAAUAUUCUCUUUUUUCGCUUUCAAGGGCACUGUAUAGACCAUUUUUGAAACUAUCCCACAGAAUGGUAUAAUUUAAGUUUAAAAGUUCUUACACACAUACACACACACAAAUAUAUAUAUACACAUUCAGGGGAAAGCAAACAGUGUAUGUAGUAUUUCUACGUGACAUGCUACAUGUUAUAAGAAUCUAUUUUUGAAAUCUUAUACAGAUUAUGCAGAAGUCAGAAUAACAAAUACAACACCUCAGUUUUUUUAUAGAGUCUAACGUUAGUUUACUUAUAAGAUUUGCUUACAUCAUACUUUGCAAAGAUCAUUCACAUAAUUUAUUUAAUGUUGAAAAUAUUUAUAUGAAGUACUAAUGUCAUCUGAAGUUUAGAGAUUAAACAACCAAGGUUUAGAAAGAUCAAAUGACUAGUCCAAGAUAAUAUGGCCAAUAAAUGGCUCUAAACCUCCUCUGUUCUUUAUGCUAUUCACCUUUUGUCAUGUUAUUUUUAUCCUGUCAUUGCCAUUAUCUUUAAAACUUCGACAAAAAUUUAAUUUUAAAAGUUACAUUGGGAAUUUUCAGAUUUUAGUGCAAAGACAUUGUUGCUGUUCUUGUCAGACCUUUUUAGAUACUUCCAGACUAUAGCCCUUCCACAGGGUGAUAUUCAAACAUUUUCCCCCUAAAACAUAUAAGUUUGCACACCCUGACCACAGACACUGAAUUCACUUGAUGUCAGAAUGCUAGACUAAAAAUUGAUCUUCUUGACUGACAUUUCUAAUCUCCCUUUUUAAAAAUCCAUCAUAAGGACUGACUUCUGAACAGUUGAGUAAAGCAGUAAUCAAUCCAAGAAACUGCAUCCAUUCUGAUUAAGAGGAAAAAAAAUCCAACCUAGUGACCAUUUUUCAGCAUAUUGUAUUUCAUCACAUUUAUUCUGUGAUUAGUGGAGGACAGAGAAGAGGGACUGGGGAGAAAAACUGCCUUUAUUUUAAGAAAGCUCAUUUCCUGUAACUAUUCAAAAAGAAUUGAUUAUCAAGUGUUAGAUAACAAUAUUACUAACAUUUAUCAUAGUUCAAACAUUUAGUAAAAUUUCUCCACAUAUUUAAAAUUUUACUUAAGAAUUUUCCCAGUUAAAAUAUAGUGACUGCUUAGUUUGAAUAAGGAAGACAUUCGUUUCAAUUCAUGACACAAUAUUACAUUUUUAUUCUUUUCUCAGACAACAGGGAGACACUGUUACUGCUUUCCCUUGUAAGUCAACAGUCUGUGAUACAUGCUGUACUUUUACUGAUUAGCAAUGCAAUGUUACUGUGAAUAUUUAACUAGAACUUAUUAUAUUGGAAUUUAAAAUUUUCUAACAUUGAAUUUAGUUCUCUUCAUCAAAUAAAUAAGCAAGCAUUAUUUUUAUGAAACGAAAUAAUCAUUCUUAAGCAGUGAUAAUAAUGGAAUUCUGAAUAAGAUGUAAAAUCAAACAUUCUAUUUUUUCCUGUUUAUCCUUUGACAUUGAGUUGUUUUAAUUUAUUACAUAUUAUUGUUAAGUUGAAAUAAGCUUUAUACCAUGUUCUCUGAUGUUCUUGUCAUAAUAAUUUGGGGCCUUUUGUUAAGUAAAUAUCAGAAAAUAUCUGUGAGUUUUGAUUAUGAUAUUUUCAUCGGAUUGAUUUUUUAAAUUUCUCAUUGGAUUUAAAGUGUUUUCUUUGCUAAUGUUAUAUACAGAAUUCAAUAAAAGACCAAAAAAAA